AUGCUUGACACGUUUGCGUCGAUCUAUCCUGGCGGCGAUAUGAACCCUCGAUAUUGGUCGGAGCCGCAUUGGGCCGGAAACCUGCCGUUCGGGGGCCCGACGAUUCCCGAGGGAUUUGUUGCUAUCGACGCUUCAGACCUCUCGUUCGCGUCGACGACUGGUGAACAAGCGGUGCGGAUGCGCAUUCCGGCGAUCGAUCUAGAUGCUUCGGUGGCGGAGUUGGAACUCCGGGAUUUGGGAGAUUCGCGGGCGUGGUCGACUCCGGACAAGGUCGUCGGGCACAUUCCGACGACGGCGCAACCCGGCGAAUCGGCGAACGGCUGGUACUUCGGGCAUCUCGACGACUUUUUGAGCAACGAAGGAGCCAUCUUCCGGCGCUUGCCAGAAAUCUCCGCGAUGGUCAAGGACGACUAUGUUGACAUCUUCCUCGAAACGUCCGAUGCGGAGUUUAUGUAUCGAGUGACCGCAACGCGACAGCUCCAUCGCGACGAACUCUAUCUUGCGCAGUCCGAUAGUUCACAAAUCUCGCUGGUUACUUGCUGGCCGUUCCGAGUUUACGACCAUCGCAUCGUGGUCUCCGCAGUCUUGAUCGCGGUUAAGCCGCUGUCACAAGCCUAG
Geodia barretti is the source of this 618-nucleotide messenger RNA. Lineage: Eukaryota; Metazoa; Porifera; Demospongiae; Tetractinellida; Geodiidae. The record is from the annotation of a GenBank genome assembly.